AUGCGGGGAAUGCGGGGAUCCAAAGGCUACAUCAGUGAUGAGCUCCUCGUUUCUAUGCUUUGUGACGUGGCUGCUACCUGCAGCCCCACUGCGUAUCGCACUGUCCCUCCCGUCGUACGCCCCGCCUGGACAACACCGAUGAGGGCGAUCAUCGUCGCGCUACUGAUCUCACUCUCGUUGGUAACAGCUGCACCCGCGCCCUCGCCAAGUGUUCGCCGGUUGACCCUCGAUCCACCAAACUCCAUUACUGAGGUUACGGCGCUAGAAGGAGCUCAGGUGUCUAAUUAUGAACCUUUCAGUUUCUUCGCCAAGGCAGCAUACUGUAAACAGUCCCUCCUCAGAAAUUGGAGUUGCGGCCGAUCCUGUAAUCAGAAUCCUGAUUUUGUUCCUACACUUUUCGGCGGGGAUGGUGGUAGCAUUCAAUUUUUUUACGUCGGGUACUGGCCGAAGCAAGAUUCUGUCGUCGUCGUUCAUCAAGGAACAGAUCCAUUCGAGCUCUGCGCGUUGUUGACUGAUUUGAAUAUGAUUCGCACCGGAUUGGACGAGACCUUGUUCCCAGGUAUUCCGUCAGAGGUUUCCGUGCAUGAUGGUUUCCGCCGUGUUCACGCCAAGACUGCCGUCCAAAUCCUUGCUGAAGUCAAACGAUUGCUAGACGAAAAGAAGACUAAGAACAUUAUAACAGUCGGGCAUUCGCUCGGCGGUGCCCUAGCCGCCUUGGAUUCCCUGUACUUCCGACUAAACUUGCCGGAAGACAUUGACAUUAGAACUGUCACAUUUGGAGCCCCAAGAUUUGGGAACGAAGCAUUCGUCAAGUUCUUCGAGUCAAAGUUGAAUCAGUUCAAACGAAUUAAUCACAAGAGGGACGUCAUCCCUAUCGUACCCGGUCGAUUCCUUGGAUACAUGCACCUCAAAGGCGAGACCCAUAUCCUCGGCAAUGGCACCACAGUUGGCUGCCCUGGAAACGACAAUGCCGAGGACGAAUUUUGCCACAUCAAAUCCGUACCCAAUUUGACCAAGGGCAACAUCGCACACCAUCUUGGCCCCUAUCCAGGAAACGUCUUCAUGGGGAGCCUCCUCUGCGACGAUACGAUCCUCGCGCAAGCCAUUUCAAUAUUUUCCCGGGAUUUCGAAAGCGAAUUGAGUCGUCGAUCGUCUGACCGCGGAAAUAUCGAUCAGUGGCUUACUCCUGACCGGAACCCCUAG
Messenger RNA from Pleurotus ostreatus (oyster mushroom), 1203 nucleotides. RefSeq lists its product as uncharacterized. NCBI's taxonomy places the organism in Eukaryota, Fungi, Basidiomycota, Agaricomycetes, Agaricales, Pleurotaceae. Bases 1 to 1203 code for a protein of 400 amino acids. The record is from RefSeq and is a predicted model, not a curated record. Gene Ontology annotation, biological process: lipid metabolic process. The transcript has 10 exons.